Molecule: messenger RNA, 921 nt
Organism: Sporothrix schenckii 1099-18
Lineage: Eukaryota; Fungi; Ascomycota; Sordariomycetes; Ophiostomatales; Ophiostomataceae
Exons: 1
Coding region: 1-921 (306 amino acids)
Source: RefSeq, a predicted model, not a curated record
AUGGGGCUAUUGCAGAUCAAAAUCCCGCCCUCAUUGACGCCGCCACUUACUGGCAGUCCCCCACAGGGGACAGUUGACAGACUAGCUACCUUUUUUCUCGGAAAAUUCCAAGAAACCAAGAAGGAGAGCGAUCUGGCGACAUUACAAUGCACCGCACAGUUGAAGUUCGAAGCGUUAGAGAAGACACUGGAGGAGCAGACCCUCACUGUCACAGAACUCCGCCACGACAUGAAGUCCGAGAUCCAGUCCGAGAUAGAGUCCUUCCGAGACAAGGCCGCUAGCUACUUUCUCGACAAAUUCUCUGGGCAGUUGGAUGCCUUGGGUGCCAGACGGGGUGAAAAAAGCGAGCUUGCGAUCAGCCGCCUUGAGCACCGAGUCGAUGAUGAAGUCAAAAAUCUGAGCGACCAGCUGUCAGAUCUGUCGACAAAGGUGGCCAUCAGCAAUGCCGCUGUCAACGCCACCAUCGACGAUAUCAGAAAGAAAGUCAGUUCUGGGAAUGAUGUCUCGGCCGAAAAUCUGCGGCGUUGUGAAAGCGAGUUUCGGUCCAGAUUGUCGAGACUUGAAAAUCUUAUCGAGUCGAGUAAAACUGAGGCUACGAUCGAACGUGACAAAGUCACCAGGGUGUUCCAAGAUGCCAAUAAGAGGCUUCAGAGCAAGGUCGAUGGUCUGGAACUGUCUAUCAUGAGACAAUCUGAGGAACUGACCAAGCAGUCUGAGAAAAUCCACCGCCUCGAGAGCGAAUUACGAACUCUAUCUCAACUUGGCAUGGGACAGGAGAAUGCUCAUACCACGGUGAUGAAGAUGCUGUCUAUCCAAAGAGAAGAGUUGUCUAGAUUAGCCCAAAGCGUUCGUGAACAAACGAACACAUCUUCUGUCAAGGAAAGAGCGAGUAAGUACGAAGAGGACAGGACGGAAAGUUAA